AUGGAAACAGUGAAGCAAGAUCUAGCGACAAAGCUGACACAACUACGGAUAACGAGAGAUAAAACGAAAGAAAUUGGAUCAAGUGGAAUGAAAAGUCGCAUCGAGCGACAGAAGAAUACAUUGCAAGCGCUGGGAAAUGCGGCUGAAAAGGCGAGAACAACACUUGAAGAAAUCAUGAUCGCCGGGGGGGAGAAAAUCGAGGACAUUACAACAUGGAACAAGGACGUGGAGGGCAAGAUUGCAGUUGUCGAUGAGGACAUUGCUUAUUUGUCAAAUUGUUUAGAUAAGGUUGAACAAGCAGAAAUUGAGAAGGGUCAAAAACAACAAAUUGAGUUUGAGCGAGAGCUUUUCGAACAUAAACUUCAACUCAAAGAAAUGGAAUUAAAGAAGGCGGCCCCCCUGGAAAACCCAAGUACCGAGAAAGCCUUAACUGCGAAGCUUCCAAAGCUCAGCAUUACUAAAUUCAAUGGAGAGUACAUUGAUUGGAACAGGUUUUGGAACCAAUUCACUGAAGAGAUUGACAAAUCAGGUAUGGCCCCCAUUACUAAAUUCUCUUACUUGAAAGAAUUUAUUGAACCGAGGGUGCGGAAGAGUAUUGACGGGUUACCAUUCACAGUCGAAGGCUAUAAUAGGGCAAAAUCUAUUCUUGAAGAGCGAUAUGGCAAGGAGAGUGAAAUAGUAAAAGCUUAUGUGAAGGAUAUUAUUGAUCUACCAACUGUCAGGGGGACUGACCCUGUACAAGUCCACCAGUUUUAUGAACGGUUGGUGUAUGAUGUGCAAUCCCUAGAGACAAUGGGUAAACUAGAACGUGUGAAUGGAAAUGUACCACUUACUCUGGACAAAUUGUCGGGCAUUCGGAGUGAUCUUGUCAGCCAUGAUGAAGAGUGGCAAGAGUGGGAUUUUGUAAGGCUUUGUGAGGCACUACGGUCCUGGACACGUAGAAAUCCCAUAGAGAAAGAGGACAAGUAUCGAAAGCGUAAUACCAAAGCUUACAAUACACAACACUGUGAAGUGAGGGGGUGUGUCUACUGUGGGGAGACUUCGCACAAGGGAAUUCAAUGUCAGCGGUUUACAUCACCACAAGAAAGAAAGAAGAUCUUAGCAGAGAAAAGGCUAUGUUUUAAUUGUACGGGGCCAAGGCAUAGGGCAUCUGACUGUAAGAGUACUACUGGUUGUCAAUUGUGUUCCAAGCGUCACCAUACUUCUAUUUGUGAAACAAAGAAACCGGACGGUGAGAGUAUGAUGUCCACAUGUGAUGGUGACAAAGUUAUUCACCCUAUAGUUGUGAUAAAAGUGGACGGUGUUGAGUGUCGUGCCUUGGUAGACUCCGGAGCUGCGAGUUGUUAUGCCUCAUCAAAGUUGCUUGAUUCAUUGGGAAAGAAACCAACAGAAGUGAAAUACAAGAAAGUGGAAAUGCUCAUGGCCUCAACCACAACAAGAAUGGAGAUACACAAUUCAACUAUCUCAUCUAAAUCAGGGGAUUAUGAGUUAGAGGUUGAUCUAAUCAAAGUUAAUAAAGGUACACUGCUCGAAGUAGAGAACCCACAGUACAAGGAUCUUAUUGAGUCAUAUUCUCAUUUGAAAGGUGUGAAAAUGGAUGACUAUGACACUAAACCCUAUCUACCAGUGCAUGUAAUACUGGGAGCCGGGGUUUUCGCAAAGAUAAAGACAGAUUCCAGACCUCGGAUCGGGACGCAAGGUGACCCAGUUGCAGAACAUACCAAACUUGGGUGGUUUAUUCUCUCACCAGGCGAAGAAUCGGUUACUUCCCGGGUGCUUCUGACCCAAACCAGCCAUGUUGAAUAUGAUGAGUUGUGCCGACUUGAUGUUUUGGGACUAGCUGAUUCCCCACAGCAAGACCAGAAGGAAGUGUAUGCUGAGUUCCGAGAGCAGCUGACCCGCAGCGAGGCAGGUUGGUAUGAAACCGGGCUCCCGUGGAGGGGUAACCAUCCUCCCCUACCAACUAAUGAACAGGGUAGCUUGUGUCGAUUGCGAAACCUGAAGCGAAAGUUGCAGAAAUCUGGGCUGGAUGAAGCGUAUACCAUGAAGAUCGAAGAGCAGAAAUCGGAAGGGGUCGUAGAACCAGCAAAUGAUCAAGCGAAAGGAGUGGAAUUCUACAUACCGCAUAAACCCGUUGUAAAAGAGAAUGCUGAGACAACCAAGCUCCGCAUAGUGUACGAUGCCAGCGCAAAAGCCCAUCCAGAUGCUGUCUCACUCAAUGAUUGUUUGAAUCCUGGUCCUGUGUUGCAGAAUAACAUGUGGAAUGUUCUGGUCAGGUCGAGAGCUCAUCCGGUAGCAGUCAAUGGAGAUCUAAAGAAAGCAUUCUUGCAAGUGCGGGUGAAAGAAGAGGACCGGGAUGCCUUGAGGUUCCACUGGCAACCGGGAGAACAUUCAGAACUUGAGACAUUACGAUUUACACGAGUUAUGUUUGGGUUAACAUCAUCACCCUUCUUAUUGGGCGGGGUGAUUGAACAGCAUCUAGACAAUUGGGAAUCUCGUAAGCCAGAGGCUGUUGCAGAGUUGCGCAAGAGUCUUUACGUAGAUGACCUCUUGAGUGGUGGAGCUACAGUGGAAAAGGCCCAGGAAGUCAAGCAGCAAGCAGUUGAGAUUAUGGAGGACGCUACAUUUACUUUACAUAAAUGGCAUUCGAAUGAAGCUGAACUUGAGGACAAUCCAGAUUUGUCGGCCAGUGAGGAAGAAACGUUUGCCAAGCAACAAUUGGGAACGCCUAACGGUGCGGAGUCGGGUUUGUUGGGUCUUGGCUGGAACAAGAAACGUGACGAGAUAAGCAUAUCAUUUCCUGAGGAGAAAGUCGAAGAAACGAGACGUGGCGUGUUGGGCAAGCUUGCGAGCAUAUAUGACCCCCUCGGACUCGUUUCCCCCCUUACCUUAGAAGGAAAACUGGUGUUCCGAGCCAUUUGUGACCAGAAGCUUGGCUGGGACAAGCAGUUGCCGACCGAAUUGAAACGUGCUUGGAAAAGGUGGGAACGACGGUCUUCCCCUGCGAAUUAA
This is a messenger RNA of Dendronephthya gigantea, 3012 nucleotides long. RefSeq lists its product as uncharacterized. Lineage: Eukaryota; Metazoa; Cnidaria; Anthozoa; Malacalcyonacea; Nephtheidae. The record is from RefSeq and is a predicted model, not a curated record. Gene Ontology annotation, molecular function: zinc ion binding; aspartic-type endopeptidase activity; nucleic acid binding. Gene Ontology annotation, biological process: proteolysis. The transcript has a single exon. Bases 1 to 3012 code for a protein of 1003 amino acids.